Molecule: messenger RNA, 1932 nt
Organism: Leishmania braziliensis MHOM/BR/75/M2904
Lineage: Eukaryota; Euglenozoa; Kinetoplastea; Trypanosomatida; Trypanosomatidae
Source: the annotation of a RefSeq genome assembly
AUGGCAGGCAUGCUCUCGUUGAUUCUGACAACGCCUGCCAAGCAACCAUAUAGCGCACAUAUCGUUCCUACUACCAUCUUGAGUAGGUACAGUAGCUGCGCGGUGCUCAAGCUGGCCGAUUACUACGCUGCUGGUACUCAGUGCAUCGAUGCACACUCGAUGUAGAUUCAGCGAAAGGUCCUCCCGCAUUUCAUCAACUUCAACUUUUCGCCGAGCAUGCGUCGCGAGGCGGCUGCCAGCGCCGCGACGGGCGGCGCCGUGUCGGAGCAGGUGGGGCGGCUGGUGUGCGAGUGCGAGCACCGCGUGCGGUGGCGCAUCACGGAGUCGCUGUGCAAGGCGCGCCUCUGUCCGCUCGGAAUCGACGCAGUGCUACGCGACACCAAGCCGCCGGGCAGCGAGACCGGCGCGCAGUGCCAGCGCGCACCUCUGCACGCUGAAGGGGACGCGGGCGUGCCUCAGAAGGUCCGCACGAGGGAAGAGAAGUGCACCGGCCCCUCGCUGACAUCGCGGCAGCGGUUUCCUGAUGUGCGGGAGCGCUAUGUAUUAGCUAUGCCAGACGGCACCAGCACCUUCCGUUCUGUGGUGCCCUCGAUGCCUGCGUGGAUACGGGACCAGCAUGGGCUGCAAUGGCAUCUUGCGCGUCGCCGAGGCGACAUCAAGUCCACCCCAGUGUCUAUGUGGCAGAAACGAGUAUUGGCGCUGGGCUCUGCUGGAGCGCUAUGCUCCGUCAGCUACCUGAUGUAUCGUGAGGUUCAUCCUGUUGUAGCCAAAGCCAUUCGUGAUGCGCCACUGGGUCCCAUGUCGGACACACGGUGCAGUGUUGUGCCUGUGUGCGAAGCGACUCGGGGCUCGGUGGGGAUGCUGAAGAAGCUACUUUUCACGUACCAGGCACUGGGGCAUCCCAACAUCAUGCUGGUGAUCAUUUGUCGGGUGUCUAUGGAGGACUGGGUUGUGUCUUCAGUGUGCCUGCAACCAGUGGCGUUAUACGCGAUGUGCAUACAGGCUGCGGACGUCUUACAGCCUUGACAGCGCUGGUCUCAGAACUCGGUGCUCUCUCUGCAGCGGUUUCUCAGCAUGUACGUGGCCACACGGACACGGCUGCGCGUACCUCGACAGCGUGCUGGGGGAGGCGGAUGGCAUUCCGCGACUGAAGCGAUUCUACCCUUAUCACACGGUUAAGCGCAGGGUGUUGAGGAUGUGGCUCAUGUGCUUUGUGUUUCCUGUCAUGGCAGCCGGUGCGCUGCCUAAACUUCAGUACUGCAUGUUGUACUACGGGCUGAUGUCCUUGGAGGCGAUCUCCCGCAAACUGGCGUGGAAGUGAGUAGCUGGGGAGGAGGGGCAGCCGCUUCGCCCCGGGGGAGGGUCUAAUAGGGUCUUGAAAGCCGAACUGGUACGUGUUCUCUGAGGUUGUAGUGACGACUCGCGUUAUCGUUCAUAUUGAGUAACUUUACAUAGUUGUUAAGAAGUACAGCGAGAGUGUCAAGCUCGUGGUGCGCAGACUUCCAUCCGCAAAUCCCUCUGAGCGACCGGCGUUGGCAGCGGAACGAAACUUUAGCAACGAUUCCUGUCGAGAAACUGAUUUAGUGUUUACACAAGGUGCGUUUGGAUGCUAUGUUGUCGAGCACCAGUUUGUGGCCCCUCCCCUCCCCACGCCACCACCACGCGACGCCAAGACUUACUGCGACUCAACUGCGGCUCGUGGCUGUUUCCCUCGAUCUUUUCUUUAUUGCCUGAGCUGUGCGAACGCGUCUGCGCCACCCACUCAUUUCAUUUUUCUUCAUCGAACCAUUUGGGGCACACACGCCUGCGUCAUCUCUGAGGGCGUCGCGUUGGGGUCUGGUUAAUCCUGCUGUGUUCGCGGCCCCCCCCCUCUGUUUGCUCUUUGACGCUGUUAACCGCGUCAUCAACAUUCAAGCACCACUCACACUAUAA